CGUCAUUUAUACCAACGCCAGCGUCUCCGGAUGGGGCGUCGCGGCCAAAGAAGUACAUUCAAGCGAGCAUUAUGCCAUGGCCUCCGGCACCUGGGACUCCAUCGCAGGCAGCCAAUCAAUCAAUUGGCGCGAGCUUCGAGCAGUACAGCAUGCAAUCGAUCAACACGCCGAGCAGUGGCAACAGCAAGUCAUCGAGAUCCGCUCCGACAAUAUGACAACAUGCGCAAUCAUCAACAAACAAGGAAGCCACAGACAUCAACAUUUACAUCAACUUGCUUCCAAGAUUUUCCACCACUGUCACCGCUACAAACAUUGCACAAUUGAGGAACCAGGUGUACCACUUUCCGAUUUGCUUGUGGAUAUUGAGCCUCUGCCUACAACUACAAACAAUGAUGAUGACUUGGAUGAGGAUGACGACGAUUUGGAUGGCACAUUGUACCAGCAAGAAAGUGACAUUACUGAUGACGAUGGUGAUGAACCUGUCUAA
This is a messenger RNA of Zychaea mexicana, 487 nucleotides long. RefSeq lists its product as uncharacterized. The coding region runs from base 77 to 487 and encodes 136 amino acids. Lineage: Eukaryota; Fungi; Mucoromycota; Mucoromycetes; Mucorales; Lichtheimiaceae. The transcript is spliced from 2 exons. The record is from RefSeq and is a predicted model, not a curated record.